Messenger RNA from Oryza sativa Japonica Group (Japanese rice), 1924 nucleotides. Its product is annotated as KH domain-containing protein At1g09660/At1g09670. Gene Ontology annotation, molecular function: mRNA binding. The record is from RefSeq and is a predicted model, not a curated record. Gene Ontology annotation, cellular component: nucleus. Gene Ontology annotation, biological process: regulation of mRNA splicing, via spliceosome. Lineage: Eukaryota; Viridiplantae; Streptophyta; Magnoliopsida; Poales; Poaceae.
AAGACGCACACAGCAGUGAGGAGAGAGAGCAUCCAAAGCUCCCUCUUCUGGGUUUGUCUCUUCCUCCUCACCACCCACCCCCUUCUCUUUCUGCUAGCUAGCUGCUGUACAGACAACAUCACAACACUGGAGAAAGAGCAAGCAAGCAAGAACAGAAGCAGCAGCAGCAGCAGCAGCAUGCAGGCAGCCACAAAAGAGAGCUGCUGCCAACUCCUACACAGCCUGGGUUCUCCUCCUCUGAUCAUUGAUUGAUGCAAACCCAGCUAUUACCUUCCCUUUUUAUUUUAUAGCUACACACACACACAUAUAUAUAUAAUCCCACCCAUCCCAAUACUUGCUUCUUGGUUCUUGGCACCUCUCUGUCCUUUUUAGAUUUCCUUGGAUUCCAUUCAGGCCUCACCCCCCCCCCCCCCAUAGAUAGAUACAUCUCCUCUCUGAUAGCUUCCUGGUUGUUUUGCUCUUCUUGGUUUUCUUGAUUUCUUGGGUUCUUGGCUACUGGGGCUGUCUCUCUAUCUUUCUUGAUCCUGGUUUGCGCCGAAAGACUGCAAUUUUCUUGAGUUCUUGUUGCUGCUGGAUGCCAUGGAUGAGAGGAUCCCACCACCGGCCUUCUUCCAGUUCUUGCCAUCCGGUGCUCAUUCUUCUCCCCAUCAUCAGAGCCCCUUGAGGUCUCCUGCCUCUGAGAGGGAGAGAUAUCUUGCUGAGUUACUUGCUGAGAGGCAGAAGUUAGCCCCGUUCAUGCAAGUUCUUCCGUUUUGUAACAGGCUUUUAAACCAAGAGAUUUUGAGGGCAUCUUCUUUGCCACCUAACCCAAAUUUUGUUGAACCUGAGAGAGUCAAUCAUGGUAGCCCAUUAAGGUUAACUGGCCACCCUAUGAAUGGUCAACCAAUGGAUCUGGAGGGAUGGUCAGGAAUGCAAACAGAGCAGAUGGGGGUACUCCAAUCGCCCUCCAUGGGCUGGAAUGUUGCUCCAGGAGUUGCUGGAAGCCCUGUUGUUAAGAAAGUUGUCAGGAUUGAUGUUCCUGUCGACAAGUAUCCCAAUUACAAUUUUGUUGGUCGAUUGUUGGGACCACGAGGAAACUCCCUGAAAAGAGUUGAAGCUACCACCCAAUGUAGAGUCUAUAUUCGUGGACGGGGUUCAGUGAAAGAUUCUGUUAAGGAAGACAAGCUUAGGGAUAAGCCUGGCUAUGAGCACUUAAAUGAUCCACUGCAUGUACUUGUGGAAGCUGAGUUUCCGUCUGAUAUCGUUGAUGUGCGACUAAACCAAGCCGUGGCAAUCCUGGAGGAUCUUCUCAAACCAGUUGAUGAAUCCAUGGACUACUACAAGAAGCAACAGCUGCGAGAACUGGCAAUUUUGAAUGGCACUCUAAGGGAGGAGAGCCCAAGCCCCCACCUUAGUCCCAGUCCCAGUGUAUCCCCCUUCAACUCAACUGGGAUGAAACGCGCUAAGACAGGACGGUGAUCGGAGAUCGCGACAUCUGGAAAUUCGAUGCCUGAGCUGAUGAUGAGCUGAACAUACUGCAAACCUGUUCUACUGCUGGAGAUGAUUGCUGAUGCAAACAAAGGAAGGAACAGCACGGCUGGCAUUAGGCCUUGCCUUGAUUUUGUGCGCUUGACCGCAGAUAUGUUGUUGGAUGGAAGAAAGGAAAUCUAUGUGAAAGUGAUAUGUCUGCUCGUGGGCUUGUUGCUUGCUCAUAUUGUUGUUUAUUCUUUGUGUACCUGGCUCCUAAAUAUUAACAUUAUUUUGUUUUGGAUUAGUUAAUGCAGUUGAUGGGUGGUUCUUAGAUAUUGGGAUUCAAGUGGUGGACAAUAAUCAGGUCUGGUCUGUACAAGGAGUAGGUUGUGGGGUGUCAAAAGGUUGCUGUUCCAGUGGACAACUGUGAUUGAUACAGUUCUCAAUAAUAUUAUUUGCAUUGGUUAUUCUUUUA